CCAGUAGCUAGCACCUAGCAGUAGUACUCCACUUGCCCCAGUAGUAACUGCCUGGAAACUUCCGGAAGCAUCGAUCUGGAGAGAGAGAGAGAGGGGCAGCCAAGAUUGAAGCGCACGAUAGUACGAACGCGCACAAAUCCCGCCCCUCCUCUCCUCCUCCCCGAACCGCAGGAACGCGAUUUGAAUCGAUCGAUCGAUCGAUCUCAUCUCCCCCCUUUCGCCUGAGAUCUGCAGCAAACGGCUGAUUUGUCCCCGCUGAUGGAGGAGACCGCGACGGCGGCGGCCGCGGCGGAGAAGGCGUCGUCGUAUAGGUACUGGGUGCGGGAGGCCACCGGGGACGCCGCGCCGCUGCCCGUCCCCCGCAAGCUCGACGCGACCGCCGCCGCCGCCGCCAACGGGAACGGCAACCCGCCGCCGCUCGGCUCCGUGUGGAAUCAGGCUGGAACCUGGGAGGAAAAGAACCUCAAUUCAUGGGCUAACAGUAGGAUAAAGGAAAUGUUGGGUUCUUUAGAUUCGCUAGAAUUCCCUACAGGGAAGGCAUCUCUUGAUGGAGUGUCUAAAUGCAUUGGUGAUGCCUUUCUAGUCACCGUUCGUAAUAAGAAGAGAGUAGGGUAUACCUAUGAACUAAGCUUGAAAUUUAAGGGUGAAUGGUUAAUUAAAGAAGAAAAGAUGAAGGUCAAAGGCCAUCUGGACAUUCCUGAGUUUUCUUUCGGUGAGCUGGAGGACUUGGAGGUAGAAGUAAGGUUUACCGAUGACAAGGGCCUCGCAUCCGACGACAAGAGGCAGAUUUGCAAGGACCUCAAGUCCUUCCUUUCACCUAUCCGGGAGAAACUGCGCGCAUUCGAAGAAGAGCUCAAGGAUAGGUAACAGAAAAUGCCAUCAAACCGGCAGCAUCAGCAAGGCAAGUAAUUGCCCUGCUUUCCCAAUAUUAGCGUCGAAUCAUGUAACGUUGUAACGGCAGCAGAAUGAUCAUCUGAGUUUGAUAUUCAUGCCUUGUUAGAUCACUUAAGGUCCCAUAUUUUUCGCAAUAUCCGAUCGCAUGUAACUGCGACUGUAUGUUGUAGACACUUUGUUGUAAACUCCGGUCGUCCAGAUGAAUAUGAAGUUAUGAACUGUCAAAAAAACAAAAUAUUAUCCUGUCUGCUUUUUCACGAAUGUUA
Messenger RNA from Oryza sativa Japonica Group (Japanese rice), 1160 nucleotides. NCBI's taxonomy places the organism in Eukaryota, Viridiplantae, Streptophyta, Magnoliopsida, Poales, Poaceae. The record is from RefSeq and is a predicted model, not a curated record.